AUGACUCUGGUGCUGCCCCUGAGCAGCUUCUGCGAGCCCAUUGUCUCCUCCGAGGGAGCCGGCGAGUUCCAGCCUCUGUGGGAGUCGCGCUGUUGCAGCAAGAGCAGCCCCGCCUCGGAUACAGCCGCCGCGGGCGGCAGCGGCAGCGGCAGCGGCAGCAGCGGUGGCCAAGGCCAGGCACAGCUGCCUCCGCAGGGCAGCGACGGCAGGGCACCAGCUGGGCAGACCCCCGCGGCAGGAGGAUCACAUCACAAAGGAGUUUCAAAUCCUAUAGCAACAUCUAAGGUUACAUACAUUAAAAGGAAAUAUGUGGAAGAGGAAGAUUUUCAUCCUCCGCUCAGUAGCUGUACACCUAAAACAAUAUCUGUCUUUGAAGAGCGAGCACACAUUCUUUACAUGUCUUUGGAAAAACUGAAGUACAUUGAUGACCCUGAAGUCUAUCUCAGGAGAUCGGUCCUUAUCAAUAAUUUAAUGAAGAGAAUUCAUGGGGAAAUCAUCAUGCAAAACAACUGGUGUUUCCCUGCUUGUUCUUUUGGCAGCGCCUCAGCCCAAGAGUGGUUCAUGUCUCAUGACUGUCCUUAUAGGAAACGCCUUCGGAUGGCACGGGAGGACUGUGAAAAGAUCCAGACCUGCUGCUUUUAUCAAGAAUGUGGCAGCCACUACUUAAGUUUACCAUUAUCUACCAGUUCUGCAGUGGGGAAUUCCUCCUCCUCUUCUUCCUCCUCAUCUUCAUCCUCAUCUUCCUCUAUAUCUUUGCCAAGUUGUUCCCAACAGGUGGAAUAUGGUAUAAGCAGUGCCCCUGUUUACAGGAGUGAUGAUCAGAUACAUGCCAAUGAAAUUUUCAUCACUAAUGCCAGGCCACAUGGCAAUCAGGACAAGUCAAUAUUAAGCAAUGAAAAGGGGAGCCAUGAAAUGGAACGAGACCAGGCUUCAGACUGGGAACCUAUGAAAGGCGAUUAUGGUGUUGAAUGUAAAAGCAAAUAUUAUGACUAUUUUGAGACGGGACAUGGUGACAAAAGCAACAUGAAUGAAUCUUGGAAAAAAUCCUUACGAAAAAGGGAGUGUUUACCAGGUGGCAAAAUAUGUUGCAGUAAAGGAAGCAAAAUAUGAAUUAUAUAAUUACAGUUGUGAAGCACACACAGCAUGUUGAAUUUAUCAAACACAAUUUCAUUCUGGAUGGAUGUUCUUAUACUUUUAUACAACCAAUACAAUCGUGGCAUAAGCUUCAUGGAUAGUUUUAAUGACUUGACUGGGGAGAAGAUUGCUUCUAAGUGUAUGUAUGGUCUGCAUCAUAGAGCUAUUUAUAAAGAUAUGGGAUCUUCAUAAAGAGCACAGUUGAAUUGAGAUACGUAUUUUAGCUUUUGUUGCUGAAAGAACUAAUAAACUAAAGGAAGAAAACAUCCCUUUUCACAUAGCCUUCCCCUGGGUAAUCUAACAAGAAUUAAGAGGAAUCUCCUUUAUGUUUAUCAGCUAACAGUGCAUUCGAUAAGCGAAGUAUUACCAGCAAAGGGGGAGGUAUACGUCUUGCCCAACAGGAAUGGCUGUGAGAAAGACUGCAUAUAAUUGAAGAGGAAUAAAUCCACAUUGUGAUCUAGUAUUGACACUAUUCAGAUGUAUUUAACUGUUUGAUUUAAUUGAUAGGGUGUAAUAUCACCUUAUGGAAUCUUAAUCAGAAAUACCACAUACAGUUUCCAGCACAUGUACAGU
Varanus komodoensis (Komodo dragon) is the source of this 1707-nucleotide messenger RNA. It is a transcript of the gene SERTAD4, whose product is annotated as SERTA domain containing 4. The record is from RefSeq and is a predicted model, not a curated record. NCBI's taxonomy places the organism in Eukaryota, Metazoa, Chordata, Lepidosauria, Squamata, Varanidae. Gene Ontology annotation, cellular component: nucleus. Bases 1 to 1110 code for a protein of 369 amino acids. The transcript is spliced from 3 exons.